CAGCACGUAUAAAAAGGUAACGUGAGGUUCUUUUUCUACAGAGCCUUUCACACUGUGUCAGAGCCUGUGUGUGUGAGAGAGAGAAGUAGAAUGGAGAAGUCCAGGAAAAAAUUUACUGAUCUUCUAGAUAAGGCAACAGUGGAAGCCAAUUCAAUGCGUCAUGAAGAACUGAUGUUUUCUUACAAUGGAACUCCCUACCCUACCACUCUUUGUAGUCCUGAAACAUUCAGAGCCUUGGAGUCCUUUGAAGCCAGAAGUGAUGAUAUCAUUUUGGCAGGAUACCCUAAAUCUGGCACAAACUGGCUAACUCAAAUCUUAACUGACCUGGUAACUGUAUCUCAAAAGAAAACACAGGAUAGAGAAGGCAUUGCGAAUUAUGAACUAGAAGAAUUCCCCUACCUUGAAGUUGGAGAUGCCGAGAAAUAUGAGAGAAUGACCAAAUUACCUUCUCCAAGAUUUAUGAUUACUCAUCUCCGUCCUGAAAACCUUCCCAAGUCUAUCUUCAAAAAUAAAGUCAAGAUAUUGUUACUGAUUCGCAACCCAAAGGAUGUAGCUACAUCUUUUUACCAUUUUUCCAAAGGCCUGGCUAGUUUUCCCUCCUAUGAGACCUGGGAUGAUUUCUUCACAGAUUUCAUGUCAAAGAGAACUGUCUGGGGAUGCUACUUUGAAUACCUUUCCCAAUGGAACAAAUAUGCUGAUGAAGAAAAUGUUAUGGCAAUAACUUAUGAAGAGCUAAAAGAGGUGAGAUUAUCAAUAACUACAAAUACUUUAUACUUCAAGGAGCAUGUUUUCCUAAACCAAUUCACCAUUAUAUUCAUGAAGAGUGGUGUAAGUGACUGGAAGAAUCUUUUCAGUGAAGAUCAGAAUGAGAAAAUGGACAAAGCAUUUGAAGAAUAUGUAGGAGGAACUAAACUGGGAAAAAAGUUAAAGUAUGAAGUGUACUGUAAAGCCUGAAAAGU
Molecule: messenger RNA, 959 nt
Organism: Empidonax traillii (willow flycatcher)
Lineage: Eukaryota; Metazoa; Chordata; Aves; Passeriformes; Tyrannidae
Product: sulfotransferase 6B1-like
Exons: 6
Coding region: 91-954 (287 amino acids)
Biological process (GO): sulfation
Cellular component (GO): cytoplasm
Molecular function (GO): sulfotransferase activity
Source: RefSeq, a predicted model, not a curated record